Molecule: messenger RNA, 3046 nt
Organism: Rhipicephalus microplus (southern cattle tick)
Lineage: Eukaryota; Metazoa; Arthropoda; Arachnida; Ixodida; Ixodidae
Product: papilin
Molecular function (GO): serine-type endopeptidase inhibitor activity
Source: RefSeq, a predicted model, not a curated record
UGUCUUUCUGGACAUCAUGAGAGGCAGCAUGAAGCAACUUGCGCUGUUGGUACUCUUCUGCGCGGUUGCGGCCGCCGUGGACUUUGAGACUUACUGCAAACCCACGUACGACAGUGGUCCCUGCAAGGGUUACUUUCCGAGGUGGUGGUUUAACGUGAAGACCGGUCAGUGUGAGGAGUUCAUCUACGGAGGUUGCCAGGGAAACAAGAACAACCACGUGACCAGGAAGGAGUGCGAAACAAGAUGCCUUAGGAAGCAACUGAGUCGGCUGCAUUUUUCCCCACCGGUGGACCAGUACCCCUACGGGGACACCGAGCGCUCGAAUGAGGAAGUGCCGGAGUAUCCGCCGGUCCAUCUCAACGAUUCUAUGGAAGUGUCAGCUGUAGUUAACCAUCGCCCACUCCGGAACUACACCAAACAACACAAGCCCAACGUGACUUCGGAUUUUUCCGCCACCAGUCUCACUUCCGGCGUGGACUUCGAGACUUACUGCAAACCCACGCAUGACCGUGGUCCCUGCAAGGCUUACAUCCCAAGGUGGUGGUUCAAUGUGAAGACCGGUCAAUGUGAGCAGUUCAUCUAUGGCGGUUGCCAAGGAAACAAGAACAACUACGAGACCAAGAGGAUUUGCGAAACAAACUGCCUCAGGAGGCAACUGAGUGAACUUGAAGUCUCGGCUGAUGUGCAUUACCGCAAACACUGGAACGAAACCAAAUACAGCCCAAAUGUGACGGUAGAAUACUCUGCCGUCCACUUCAAUGUGACACUGAACCCUGUGUGCAACGAACCUAAGUAUCCAGGACUAUGUAAGGGCUAUUUCCCUCGUUAUUACUACAACAACAAGACCAAGACAUGCAAGAAGUUCAUCUAUGGAGGAUGUCAGAGCAAUGGCAACAACUUCCUAACUCUCGAGGAGUGCGAGAACACAUGUUUGGUUGCAGAUGCUCUUGAAGUCUCGGCUGACGUGCAUUACCCUAAGCAUUGGAACAACACCAGGCACUGGAACGGAACCGAACACAGGCCCAAUGUGACGUCAGAAUACUCUGCUGUCAGCCCCGACGCUGGCUUCGACUUCGAGACUUACUGCAGACCCACAUAUGACCGUGGUCCCUGCAAGGCUGGCAUCUGGAGGUGGUGGUCCAACGUGAAGACCGGUCAAUGUGAGAAGUUCCUCUACGGAGGUUGCCGGGGAAACGAGAACAACCACGCAACCAUGAAGGAGUGCGAAAUAAGGUGCCUUAGGCUACUCAGCACAGUUGAAAUCUCGGCCGACGCGCAUUACCGGAAACACUGGAACGGGACCAAGUACAGCCCGAAUGUGACGACGGAAUACUCUGACGUUCACCUUAAUGUGACAGUGAACCCUGUGUGCAACGAACCUAAGUAUCCAGGACUAUGUAAGGGCUAUUUUCCUCGUUAUUACUACAACAACAAGAGCAAGAAAUGCAAGAAGUUCAUCUACGGAGGAUGUCAGAGCAACGGCAACAACUUCCUAACUCUCGAGGAGUGCGAGAACACAUGUUUGGUUGAUCUUCAAGUAUCGGCUGACGUGCGCUACCCUAAGCACUGGAACAACACCAAGCACUGGAACGGAACGGAACACAGGCCCAAUGUGACAUCAGAAUACUCUGCUGUCAGCCUGAAGGCUGGCGUCGACUUUGAGACCUACUGCAAACCCACCUACGACAGUGGUCCCUGCAAGGGUUACUUUCCGAGGUGGUGGUUCAACGUGAAGACCGGUCAAUGUGAGCAGUUUAUCUACGGAGGUUGCCAGGGAAACAAGAACAACCACUUGACCAUGAAGGAGUGCGAAACAAGAUGCCUCAGGCGACUCAGCGCACUUGAAGUCUCGGUUGACGCGCUUUACCGGAAACACUGGAACGGGACCAAGUACAGCCCGAAUGUGACGGUGGAAUACUCUGCCGUCCUUCUCAAUGUGACACUGAACCCUGUGUGCAACAAAACAAAGUUCCCAGGACCUUGCAGAGGCUAUUUCCCUCGUUAUUACUUCGACAAUGUGACCAAGACUUGCGAGAAGUUCAUCUACGGAGGAUGUCAGAGCAACGGCAACAACUUCGUCACUAUCGAAGAGUGCAAGAAAACCUGCUGGGUGUCUCUGGACCAGAAUGCUGUUGAGGAGAUCGGUGCCUUCGAAGUUCCCUUCCAUCCAUUUGCGCCACCUGAAGUGUGUACCUACCCGGCCGACUCGGGACCCUGCAAGGCAUACAUGCCUCGCUUCUUCUACAACACCGAGACGAAGAAAUGCGAGGAGUUCAUCUACGGAGGAUGCGGGGGCAACGCCAACAACUUCCUCACCUUCGAUGCCUGCGAGAAGAAGUGCCUGAAGGUCUUUGGCGUCAUUCCCCGCGCCUAAGUUAGAAAUGAGCUUGUCCAGUGAAUCUUCGGAAGAGGCACGCCUUCAAGGACCUCGCAGUAAUGACAAUACAAAUAAUAAAUAAUGGAAGACCCGUAUUCUAUUUUUGAUCUGUCAUACGAAUGUGAAACAAAAGUGAGACUGAAGUGUACUCCCUGGAAGCGCCCUGCCUUGUCGGUUUGCUAUGGAUAUUUCACUCUUGUAACGCUGCAAGGUGAAAGCCUGGCUGUACUCACGUAAACGAAAUGAGUUUCAAUGAUCAUCUGCACAUUCUUGGCAUUAAAUUAAUUUGUGGGAUGCCGCGACAACAGAGGCAUGGAUCCCGACAAGAAAAGAUAAUAGUUCAUUCAGCUAUAGAAGUUGCAUCGCUUGAGCAUUCUGACACUGCGCUCAUCUGAGGUAGCGGAGCAAUGGUAACCUUGAAGUAUCCUUAAACUGAACGUAUUCCUGAAUAUCCUGUGCCGUCCUCGCCAUUGGUGAGUGGAAAAUGCCUGUGAACUGAAAGGAUCAUCACCUUCCCCCUGCCCCCACCCCUUGUCGCAGGAUUAUUUCAUGAAUCAAUAUAGUUGUUUAUCUACCUACCUAUAUGCACGCAGAAAUUAAAUUCAUACAAAUACUUCAUCCAUCUCGUAACACUAAGUUGCAAGCAAUAAAAAAACUGGCAUUGGCUCC